AUGGCCCCUUCAAAGAAGAGAUCCAGAAAGGGAUCCUCCAAGAGCCCUAAGAGCCCUAAGAAAACACGAAGGGGAAUGGCCCAGGCGGCAGCACCAUCUGACUUCAACGAUGAGGAUUACAAUAUACGCUCACCGGAGCGUACAGAGCUCUUGACCAAAAUUAAGGAAGUACUUGACGGCGCUCCCGUCUCCUCUACCUUCUGGGCUUGCUGUCAACUCGCCGAUAUGAACCGCUUACGAGCCAUCUCCGAAUCGGAUCAGGAACUCAUUAUUCUCUCCGAGCAUUCAAUGUAUUUUGUACCUCUGCAAUCUUCAGAACGCCCAAAGGAUCCGAAGAGGCGCAAACUGAAUUCUGGUACAAAAUCAUCGGUGUCGCGGUCGGUGAAAGAGGUGAAUAAUUGCAAAGAGCGUGAUGAUCACCGAUGCGUUUUGACGAGAAGACCAGAUCCCCAGGCUGCCCAUAUAUUCCCCUAUUGCAUGCUUAAUCCACGCCCGACAGCUGAUCGAAACAAAACGUCCAACGGGAUCCCCGACUUUUGGCAAUCUUUACGACUCUUCUGGAACCGGGAUCGAAUCGAUAAAUGGAAACGGACAAUCUUUCAAGAUCCUCAAAAUCCUUAUACCGGUGUUGAUAGAUGCUUCAAUCUCAUCUCUCUCUCGGCCGACGCACAUAAUAUGUGGAAUAAGGGGAUGUUUGCACUUAAGCCGCUGCAACUAUCAAGUGAUCGUAAGACCUUGACUGUUCAGCUCUUUUGGCAGGUUCCGACCAAGUACGAGAUUGACAGCUGGAUUGACUUACUUACGGAACCCAAAUCAUCAAAAGACUUGCAUUUUGUCGAAGGAUAUUUUUUACCUCGUAUUGACGAUGGCUCAACUCAUCAUGAUAUUCGUUCUGGAGAAGUAUUCACUUUCACAACAAAGGACCCGGAAAAUUUACCGUUGCCAAGUGUGGAACUCUUAGAGAUGCAAUGGUUUCUCCAACGUCUCGUGGGAAUGUCUGGUGCUGCUGGAUGGCCAAUCCUGGACUUGGAUAACGAUGAAAGUGAUGAUGAUAAUGGCUGGCUUGUUCCGGACAUUACCUCCGAUGACAAUCCCUUGGAAAGAGUCCGUGAAUGGGUUAUUACCAGGGAGGCUGCAGGUAUCACGCCGGAAACUGCAACACCCAAUCCUUCUGUUAUCCCGUGCUAUUGA
Molecule: messenger RNA, 1191 nt
Organism: Rhinocladiella mackenziei CBS 650.93
Lineage: Eukaryota; Fungi; Ascomycota; Eurotiomycetes; Chaetothyriales; Herpotrichiellaceae
Exons: 3
Coding region: 1-1191 (396 amino acids)
Source: RefSeq, a predicted model, not a curated record